AUGCUCGAAUCUCUGGCAACGACCGUUUUGAAUCGCUUUCUUGGAGAUUAUGUCUCCAAUCUUGAAGGCAAUCUAAAUAUUGCAAUAUGGAAAGGUGACGUGGUCUUGAGAGAUUUACAACUCAAAAAAGAAGCACUUGACAAAUUCAACUUGCCAAUUGACGUUUUAGAAGGAUAUUUGGGAGAACUUACUUUAAAUAUCCCCUGGUCAAAUUUAAAGAAUAAGCCUGUUAAAGUUGUCAUAAAUGAUGUCUUUCUCUUAGCGGUACCAAAGGCUGAAUCUGAGUACGAUCCUGAAGAAGAUGAGAAACGAGCUCAACAAGUUAAACAAGAACAAUUAGCAAAUGCAGAAAUUCUUCACACAGCCCCCAGUGAGAUAACUGAAGAGGAUGAUCAAAAAAACCAAUCAUUUGUAACCAAACUCGUCACGAAAAUUGUCGAUAACUUGCAGAUUUCUAUUAAUAAUAUUCACAUUCGUUAUGAAGAUAAAUUAAGUGAUCCAGGGCACCCAUUUGCUGUUGGACUUACUUUGUCAGAAUUCUCUGCUGUAUCAACUAAUUCAAAUUGGGAACCUGCAUUUAUCGAAGGAGAAACAAGUUCAAUAAAUAAAUUAAUCAAAUUAGGAUCUUUGGCCGUAUACUGGAAUACUGAUUCAAAAUCCAUUUCCGGACAUCCCACAAAAGAAUCUAUUAAAUUAUUUAACAGCUUGAUCGCAUCCGAACAAAACAUUCCAUCUGAACAUCAAUAUAUAUUGAAACCAGUUUCUGGAACUGGACGUAUAACACUGAAUAAGCAUUUUGAAUUAAAUACUCCAAAAACUACAGCUAUCCUUUUAUUUGAUGAACUUGGAUUUAUCUUGGAUGAUGAACAAUACAGAAAUGCACUGCUAAUGGCUGAUUUGUUUCAUUUUUAUUUACGACAACAACAGUAUCGAAAAUUCAGGCCUCCAAAAGAUGUUACUCCUAAAAAAGAUCCAAGAGCAUGGCUUCAAUUUGCUGGAAAUUGCAUUAUUUCGGAAAUUCGGGAACGCAAUCGCAAAUUGACGUGGGAAUACUUUGCAGAACGCCGUGAUGAUCGACAUAACUAUGUAAAGUUAUAUAAAGAAAAGCAGCUUGAAACAAUAACGUCAGAGUUAGAAGCUUUAGAGUGCAAACUUAGCUACGAAGAUAUCCUAUUUUAUAGGUCGAUUGCUAAAUCACAAUUAAAGAAGGAAAGGGCAUUGAUAGCCAAGAAACAAAGGGAGCAACAACAACAAGUAAAAAGUACUGGUUGGUUUAGUGGUUGGUGGUAUAGCGGACAAUCGACGGGCUCUUCGGAUAAUGAUACUAUUUGGACCGACGAACAGCUCCAAGAAUUGUAUGAAGCUAUCGAAUAUGAUGAAUCUGAGGCAGCCCCAGAAGUCAUUGAAUUACCUAAAGAGUGGACAAAACUUUUAUUCAAGACAGAACUUAAGACUGGUUCAUUUGUAUUAAAGAAAAAUCCUCAUGGAAAGAGUACAGAAAUUUUAUCUUUAAUUUUUGAUACAGUGGCUACAAAAUUUCUCCAACGGCCUGAUUCUUUUCAGGCAGAAACUGUAUUAGGAAGUUUAAGUGUGCAUGAUGGUUCCACUGAGGGUACUUUAUAUCCACAAAUAGUGAGGGUGAAGGAAGAUUUUAUUACAAAACAGAAUGAUGAGGAUUUAACAAAGAAUAAUCGUGCAAGUAAUAUUACUCAUGAUGAAUCAUCGAAUAAUCCAUUCUUUCAACUCGUAUUUGAACAUAAUCCUUUGGAUGGUCGCGCUGAUAAUGGCCUUUCGAUGAAAAUGAGGCAUUUGGAAAUUAUUUAUAACCAAAAUGCUAUUGAAGCUGUUACCGAGUUUUUCACGCCUCCAGAGCAACAAUUGGAGACCAUUACUGCUUUAAUUGAAGCGGCAGGUGAUACAUUUGAAGGACUCAAAGCACAAACAAGGGCUGUUCUAGAAAUGAAAUUGGAGGAGCAUAAAACUAUUGACGUUGAAGUUGAUAUGAAUGCCCCGAUUAUCAUUGUCCCUAAAAGCUGUACGCAACCAGAUACUGAAGUAAUUGUGCUAGAUUCUGGACAUAUUAGAGUAGAAAGUAAGCUUGUUAGCAAAGCUGAUAAAGAAGAAAUACAAUCCAAGGUUAAGACAAGCUAUAGUGAGGCUGAUUACAAGCGAUUAGAAUCAUUAAUGUAUGAUCGUUUUUCAGUGCAGCUCUCAUCUACACAGCUUCUCGUUGGUCAAUCAGUCGAGCGUUGCCUAGCUCAGAUUCGUGACUCCAAUCCUAAAUAUGAUCUUCACGUUAUAGACCGAAUAAAUUUACAAUUUCUUGUUGAAAUGUCAAUUUUGCCACGGGCUUAUAACCUCACUAAAUAUCGAGUUUCUGGACAUUUACCGCUUUUAAAAACAAAUUUUUCCGACAGAAAAUAUAAAAUAAUUAUGGGCAUUAUUGAUACUGUAACUUCAUCAUCGAAUACAAAAGAAGAGCCUAAGCCAGAAUUGCCUAAUGUAGAUUUAUCUGAAAAGAUGUCGAUAGCUAAAGCAGCUAACGAACUUCUAAAGGAGAACAAGAACUCGAAAAGUAGAGGUUGGGAACGUGCCAGACAUAUAGACAAUAAUAUGAUUGCUAAGUUAGGUUUGGGUAAAGCCCAUGAUUUAGUAUUAAUUGAUAGUGAAAGUAGUGAUGACGAUGUCCCCGAGGAACAUAAUGAAGAAUUUUUUGAUGCGCAAGAUACAGACGUCUCAAGUACGGCAAAACUAAAUCAAAGAAUAUUUGAAUUUGAAUUCAGGGUGGAUAAAUUUUCAACUACGCUUAAAAAAGCGGAUUCGGAUGUUGACAAACCAGAAGUUGUCCUAGUUGAUAUGGUUUUGGAGCAUUUUGGUUUGACUUAUGUGCUUCGUCCGUUCGACAUGUCGGCAGAAGUGGUGCUUAAAUCUCUUAACAUUGAAGAUAAAAUGUCUGAUACAGGAUCAGAAUUUAAACAUUUGGCUGCAUCUGAAGGAUAUGGAAAUGCUCAAGCUGAUGAUUCUAAAGAUCUUGUACAUGUCAAAUACACAAGGGUUAAUACGAAAUCACCCGAAUAUAUGUCCAAAUAUGAAGGAAUUAGCCAAAGCGUUGAUAUCGAGAUGUCGACAAUAAAUAUAAUUGUGACACGUAAAAGCAUAUUGACAUUGUAUAACUUUGUUUUGGACACAUUUACUUCUUCAGCCGAACCGGCCUCCUCACAGUCAAGUAUAGAAACUGAAACACCUACUCUACCAGAAUCCCAAAAGCCACAGGCAUCCCAAACAUCAACAAUGCGUGUCAAAGUAAGACUCAGUAGUAUAAGAUUCAUUUUAAAUAAUGAUGGAGUCCGGCUUGCAACAGGAUUAUUGUAUCAUGCGGAUGUAGCAGUGUUGUUACGUCAAAAUACUAUUCGUGUCGCCGCUAGAUUGGGAAGUUUUUCUUUAUCCGAUGAUAUGGCGGGACCGAAUAGUGACGAAUCAUUACGACAAUUACUUACAUUACAAGGAGAAGAUUUGGCUGUUUUUCACUAUGAAACCUAUGAUGAAUCAGCACCUAGAUUUCCUGGUUAUGAGUCAUCGGUUUCUUUACGUACUGGAUCAGCAAAACUAACUUUUCUUGAAGAGCCUAUUCGCCUUUUGCUCGAUUUCGGAAGUAAAUUUGCUCAAAUGAAAGGACUUUAUGAUUCCGCUCGUAGGGCGGCAGUAUCACAAGCUGUACAAUUGCAAGAGAAAGCUUCAAAGUUUCAUUUUGAUAUUAGUAUUCGCUCACCUAUUGUUGUAUUCCCCCACGAUGUUAAUACUAAGGAUGUGGUUAUCGCAAAUCUUGGUGAAUUUUCGGCAUCUAAUGAAUUUGAAUCAAAAGAUGGAAAUAAUAGUUAUCUUACUCGAAUCACAGCUGAACUCCAAAAAAUUAGCUUAACUUCUAAUUUUAUAAUUCCAAAUUCUUCGCCACAAAUUCUCCAAAUUAUUAAUGAUGUAGAUAUUAAUUUUAAAAUUUCAUAUGCAGAGCAUGUUGAAGGUUCGGAAGGGCCUGAUAUGAAGAUAAUCGGAAAUAUGUCAGAUGUUCGAAUGAAUUUAACCGAAAGGCAGUACAAGUUCUUGUUCGAUCUUUCAAAUAUUGUUUCUCGAGCAUUUAGCGGCCCUAGCGAGCAGGCCCCUACUCCAACAAAAAAGAAAACGGUUGAUUCUAUUCAAACUUAUCCUCAAAGUAGAUCAUCCAUCAUUUCUAAUGCUAAGGAUAUUCCUUCAAAGGUAGAAGUUGAAGGGAAUCCAUGGACAACAAUUAGUCUUGAUUUUGAAGUGAAUCAAAUCUAUUUAGAAAUUUUUACUGAUGAUGGCUCCGGAGACAAGGCGUUAGAUGCUUCAAGUUUGUCGAGAUUUUCACUUAAUCAAACCAAAGUCGGAUACAAGAUGAAAAGUGAUAAUUCAAUGAACGCAGAACUUCGAAUUCAAUCUUUCACUUUAAAUGACACACGUCCAAAUAUUAAAAAUAUUUAUCGAGAAAUUUUACCUGCAGCUAAUGCUGGUAAACCACAAUUCGUUAUUGAACUUACAACAUCCGGGGACUCUGAAAAAAACAUUGUUGCUAUUGUUAAAGUUAUUAGUCCUAAAAUAAUUUUAACAUUGGAUCAUUUAUUCGCUACUCGUAACUAUUUCAUGAGUGCUUUUGAGACAUCAGCUUCAUCUAACGAGAGCAUUACACAAGCACAGUCACCCGAGACUUCGCCUCCUUUGAAACCUCCAAGACCUAAAACUUCACCGACAACAACCCAACCUCCGAUGUUACCACCAAGACCGGUAGUUGAACAGCCAAAACCAACUACCACAUUAAGUUACCAAGUGGAAAUCGAUUCUGUUGAAAUAAUGUUGUUGGCUAAUCCUCAUCUAGCUAGUAGCGAUGCAGUUGUCCUUUCUGCACAGAAACUGGUUCUUGUACAACAAAGCGCAAUGGUACUGAAUGUUGAUCAAGUUGGGAUGUUUUUAUGUCAAAUGGAUAAAAGAGAAUCUACUCUCCUACGAUUCAUUGAUAACUUUGAUUUAUCACUAACGAUGGAAACUAAAUCCUCAAAACCAGAACAGCAACUCACGGACAUUAAUAUUGAUGUUGGCCCUCUCAUUUUGAGGGUGUCUUAUAGAGACGUCCUUCUUAUUGUAUCCAUUGUUAAUAAAGUGUCAGAGUUAUCUUCUCAAUCUUCAUCUCCACCUCCAUCAAAGAAACCUGAAACAAUAACCGAGACUUCUACGAAUGAUAUGCAACCUAUUAGCACACCAUCACGGUCAUUCAAUUAUAAUACUUUAACUACAACUAAAAAAGGCAGUAACUCAUCUAAAAAUCGGUUAAGUCCAAUUGUGACUAGGGAAUCGCUUAAGGUGAAAUUAAAAGGUGCAAGGCUCAUUUUAAUUGGUGACGAACAUGACAUACCAAUGAUCGACGGCAGUUGUAACAAAAUUGAUAUCGAGAUUGUAGAUUGGUCGUCACAGCUUAGCGUUGAUGUCGCUGUUUCUACUUAUGUUAAUUAUUUUAAUCUUACCAAUUCGCAUUGGGAGCCACUGAUUGAACCUUGGCAAUAUAGUCUUCAUGCUUUAAAACAAACGGUUCCAGAAAGUAUGGUAAUUGAUAUUACUUCACUAAAAAGAUUAGAAGUAAAUAUUACCCAUAUUUUUUUGGAAACCAUGUUGACUACUCUUUCAAUAAUUAAUCAAGAAUCUGAGCAUUUAUCGACUACUGCUAGAGGCUCCAGGGCACCAUAUAAAUUGAGAAAUAAAACUGGCUAUAAUUUGAACGUUUGGGCAAUUUCGUCUGAUGAUGCUAAGGACACUGAAUUAAAAAAAAUGAAUGAUGGUCAGGAAUUAGAUUGGAGGUUUGAUGACUGGCGUAAAAUGCGUGAGUCGAUGACUGUAACAAAAAAUAUGCUUGGAAUUCAAUUUGAAGGUUCCAAUUGGGAAUGUAUUAAUGAUAUUCCUGUUGAUAGAGAGGGAGAGAAUAUUUAUAUUUUACGUCCAAAAUUAAAUGAGAUUUAUCACCGACUGGUGGUUGAUGUGAAACUAGUAGAUAAUAUUAAAGUUGUUACUUUCCGAUCAGCACUUGUCGUUGAGAACCAUACAAACUUAACUGUAGAAUUAUUAGUUGUUGAUAAUUCUGGUGAUCGUGUAUCAAAAGUUUAUCAAAUAGGAUCUGGGGAGGAUUGUCCAAUUCCAAUCGAAGCUGCAUAUUAUCACAGAUUCAAAAUUAGACCUGAUGGCGGAUUUGGCUAUAAUUGGAGUCUCCAGAGUCUCUAUUGGAAAGAUUUUUUGAAAAAGGAUCCUGUAACUUCAGUUUCAUGUCAUUCUAUUCAGGACAAUGUCCCAUUCCGGUUUCAAGUAUUUUCUCGACACCAAAAGAAAAAUCCUCUUAACAAAGAAUAUCCUUGUAUGGCCAUCAGUUUAAAUGCACCGAUUCAAAUCGAAAAUUUGUUACCUUAUGAUAUUGUGUUUCAAAUAAAUGACCAGACUAUUAAGCAAGUUUUGCCAGGAAAUCGGUUAGAAAAGGGACAAGUAACUUCGCUUCAUCUUAUUGAAUCGAACCACUUAUUGCUUCUUAAGAUAGAAGAAAUCAUAGAUACAGCUUUCAAGGAAUCCGAAUUGGCUGUUAUUAAUUCACCAAAUAAGUCCGAGCAUCAAGUUGAAACAACAUUGACUAUCACCGAUGAUAAAAAUUUAAAAUUAAAUCUUCGUAUACAUUACUAUGAAAUCCCUGAUUCUGGAGGCGCAUUUAAGUUCAGUAUUUAUAGCCCUUACGUGAUGAUAAACAAAACUGGCUUGGAUAUGGCCUUCAGAUCAAAAUCUCUAUUUCAAUCCGCCAAGGAUACAGCUGGUCAAGGAUUCGUAUCAAGCAAACAAAAAAGUCAACAAGUAGCGCCAUAUAUGUUUUCUUAUGCCGAUCAUAGUCCUCAAAACCGCGCCCUUUUGAAAGUAGGAGACUCAGAAUGGAGCAAGGCUCAAAGCUUUGAAGCUGUUGGAACAUUCUUAGAAGUUGUGAUUCCUUCAACUUCAAGUGCAGAAGAGAUUCACUUGGGUGUGAGCGUCCAAGAAGGUCAUCAAAAACCUGAAGUAAAAGGAGAAACUUGUGUUAAAUCCAAAGAUAGAGUGCCACUUCAUUUCUUAAAGCAAGAUGCUGCCAGACAAUUGGUGCUACGUUACCACAAUUCAAAUUCAUGGUCUUCUCCGAUAAAUAUCGAUGAACUUGGAAGAGUUCACUUGAAGUUAGAAAGAUCUGAUCAUGAACUUGAUUUAAUUCGGACGGAAGUCUUACUUGAAGACGCUACUGUAUUUGUAAUAUUCAACAAAGAAGAAGGAAAAUGGCCUUUUAGAGUCGAAAAUUAUUCGGAUGUUGAUGUAGUUUUCUACCAGCAGGAGCCGAGUCGCCGUGAAAGUACUCAGUCAGCUUCACCCAAAAAAUAUACUCUUAAACCUGGAAAUGCUUCUCCAUAUUCGUGGGAUUAUCCGGCUCUUAAAGAAAAGAGAUUGGUGCUAAAGGUUAACAAUAAUGAACGAAUAGUUAACAUUCAAGAAAUCGGGUCACUUGUGCCAUUUAAAUGCUCUACUAAUGGUGGAAGUCACAUUUUGGCUAUUGAAGUUGUGGCGGAUGGUCCUACACAGGUCUUGCUGCUUUCAAAUUAUAAUCAAUCUGAAAGUUUGUAUAGGCCGAAGGCACCAUCAAUUACAUCAUCGAGUAGCGAUAACUCUAGUCGAGAUGCUUUUGAAGUGAUUGAUGUUGACUCAGUGAUUACUCUAACGUUUCAAAUAAGGCUUGAAGGCAUUGGAAUAUCCAUAAUAAACAAACGCAUGCAGGAAUUGGCUUAUGCGUCAGUGCGUGGAUUAAAAUUUACGUAUAGUGAUUCAACGUUAUAUCAGUCAAUCAAUUUCUGUGUCAACUGGUUACAGAUUGACAAUCAGCUAUACGGUGGAAUUUACCCCAUUAUCUUAUAUCCAACAGUUAUUCCUAAAGAUGUCAGCGAGUCUGAACAGAUUCAUCCAGCUUUUCAAGCAUCUCUUACCAAAGCUAAGGAUGAAUCUCAUGGUGUUAUCUACUUUAAAUACUUUUCUAUGCUUCUGCAAGAAAUGACAUUUGAAAUGGAUGAAGAUUUUCUUUUUGCGCUACUUGAGUUCUUAGAAAUUAAAGGUCUUGCCACACAAGAGUCUGAUAUGCCACUAGUCGAUGAUACUCUCGAAAUUCCUGAGCCAAAAACUGCAGAGGGUGAUAACCAACUCUACUUUGAAGUUUUGCACAUUAAUCCGAUGAAAAUAAAUAUAUCAUUUGUGAGAACUGAGCGUAUUAAUGUUGAAAACAAGCCUGCACCUCGAAAUCCAAUUAUGUUUUUCUUCAAUGUUUUGACGAUGGCAAUAGGAAAUAUUAAUGAUGCCCCAACUAAACUUAAUGCUCUCGUUAUGGAAAAUAUGCGCGUUAGUUUUCCUGUUCUAAUAGAUCGUAUACGUCAGCAUUAUGGUGAAGCCUUCAUUUAUCAGGUCCACAAAAUUGUUGGAUCUGCUGACUUUUUGGGUAAUCCCGUGGGUUUAUUUAAUAACAUUAGCUCUGGUGUUGUUGAUAUUUUCUAUGAACCUUAUCAAGGUAUCGUUAUGAGCGAUAGACCACAAGACUUAGGAAUUGGGAUUGCAAGAGGCGCAACGAGCUUCGUUAAAAAAACGGUGUAUGGAUUCAGUGAUAGCGUUUCAAAAUUCACCGGAAGUAUUGGAAAGGGUAUUGCGACUGCUACAAUGGAUAAAGCCUAUAUCGAUCGUAGGCGCAUGGCGCAAUAUAGAAAUAGGCCGAGGCAUGCAUUGUAUGGCGUGGCUCAAGGGGCGAAUUCAUUGGUUACAAGUAUCGGUAGUGGUUUCGAGGGGCUUGUUGUAAGUAUCGUUAGUGGUUUCGAGGGACUUGUUCGCAAGCCUAUUGAAGGAGCCGAAAAAGAAGGUGCUGCUGGCUUGAUUAAAGGAGUUGGCAAAGGUCUUGUUGGAUUUGUGACUAAACCUGUUGUGGGAAUGUUCGAUUUAGCAAGUAAUGUAACAGCAGGCAUUCGCAACACUACCACUGUUUUCGAUGAAAAAGAUAUUGUUCCAGCACGUGUGCCUCGAUUUGUUGGCCGUGACGGAAUUUUAAGACCCUAUCAACAAAGAGAAGCUCUAGGACAAUCAUGGCUAAAACAACUAGAAGAUGGAAAAUAUUUUAAAGACGAAUAUGUGGCACAUCUUGGUAAUAUUUUAUGUAUUUAUCUUAUGGGAAAUGAACAAAUUAUUAUGCUCACUAGAUCUCGUAUUAUGUUGGUAAAAAUCAAGAGCAGAAGAUUAAAAGUUGAUUGGGAAGUUCCGUUUUCGGAUCUUCAAGCAAUUGACUUGCAACACACUGGAAUCUUACUUAUACUAAGAAGUAAUAACACGCCUGGCCCGUUCAUCCCUAUUCCGGACCCAUCAGACAAAAUGUGGUUUGAAAGAAAGGUGGAGGAAGUGAUAAAUGAACUUAAUGCUGAGAAAAAGGCCAAUUCGCUUGUAUAA
Molecule: messenger RNA, 9528 nt
Organism: Cetraspora pellucida
Lineage: Eukaryota; Fungi; Glomeromycota; Glomeromycetes; Diversisporales; Gigasporaceae
Source: the annotation of a GenBank genome assembly